AUGGAAACUUUGCGCUCGGUAUAUAUCUUCCAUAUCAAAAUCCCAACUCAACCUCUCACUCGUUUCUUCGCACAACUUCGCACACUGAAUGAGUUAGAUAUGGACUAUGACAAUGAUUCGACAGUGAACAAACUGCCGGACGGGACAUGGCCUAUAUCAGAGCAUCUGCAGCAUCUCGCUUCGAUACGCAUCAAUAUGGGUCCAAAUUGGCUCGAUGAAGGUUGUAUAUCUGGGCUGGGGAGUUUUUUCGAGAGUCUAUCUACCAGAUGCCUCCAGUACGUCACGCUCGAAAUCCGCUUCUCUCAUCUGCGUGGUGAGAAACAAAAUCAAGAUAUCGGCGAAUGGGUGAACAUCGAUAAAGCUCUGUCUCGAAAGAUGUUCCAGUCCAUUCAAAAGGUGCGAGUGGAAUGGACGGGCAAGAUUCAUGGGAAAGUCGAUGGACUAGAAGUCUGUCGACAAAUCGAGGCAAAAUUUCCAGCUUUGCAGAAGUGUGGAUGUCUGGAAGUGCGAGUGCUGAGUUUCGACGAGUGGGCUCCCGGAUUUGGUGACCGGGCAAAGUAG
Molecule: messenger RNA, 561 nt
Organism: Fibroporia radiculosa
Lineage: Eukaryota; Fungi; Basidiomycota; Agaricomycetes; Polyporales; Fibroporiaceae
Exons: 2
Coding region: 1-561 (186 amino acids)
Source: RefSeq, a predicted model, not a curated record